Messenger RNA from Microplitis mediator, 1259 nucleotides. It is a transcript of the gene Dcps, whose product is annotated as m7GpppX diphosphatase-like. Gene Ontology annotation, biological process: deadenylation-dependent decapping of nuclear-transcribed mRNA. Bases 31 to 1113 code for a protein of 360 amino acids. Gene Ontology annotation, molecular function: RNA 7-methylguanosine cap binding; hydrolase activity. Gene Ontology annotation, cellular component: P-body; nucleus. The transcript has 4 exons. NCBI's taxonomy places the organism in Eukaryota, Metazoa, Arthropoda, Insecta, Hymenoptera, Braconidae. The record is from RefSeq and is a predicted model, not a curated record.
CGCAAGCAAAACAAUCCUGUGAAACAAAAAAUGGCCGAAACUACUGUUGAUUUGUUGUGUAAACAAUACAAUAAUGAACAAAAUAAUAAACAAGACAAUGACAUUACAUCAAAAAAUAAAGACAAUGAUGUCGAGCAAACUAACGACGAAGAUCAUGUUCAUGAAUCACUCAAAGAUAUGUCAAAUUUUGUUGUAAAAAGAAUUUUACGUAAUAAUACGACUCAAAAACAAAUAGCUAUUGAAGGAACUUUCAAAGGUUGUGAUGGUAGUGCACUAGUUGUCCUCGAGAAAAAAGGAUUUCCUGAAGAACAAGUGUUGCUGGAGCAGGGGUUUUUUAAUUACGAGACUACUACUAAAAAAAUAUACCGCAAUGAUAUUUACAGAGGUUAUGAUUUAUUUCCAACAAACGAAUUCAAUGGACUUAAUGCGACUAUAACAUAUCCUGCUACGCUAAAGCAUAUUGAAAAAUUUACAACACCAGAGUAUUAUACUAUUGAAGAGACUCCAGAGCUGUAUGAAAAUGUUACUCUUCCUAUGUUAUCAAAUCAAUUUUCAUUGAAGUGGGUUGACAAUAUCCUGGAUGGAAAAGCAGAAGUUGAUCGAGUAAUUUUUAAUGACAAAGAUGAAAAAACAGGAUUUGUAUUAGUAAAAGAUUUAAAAUGGAAUGACGACAUAUCAGCAAUGUAUAUAAUUGCAAUAACUAGACAAAAAAUAAAGUCAAUUAGAGAAUUGAAUGAAACUCAUCUUCCUUUAUUGAAAAAUAUUAAAGAAGCUGGUUCUAAAGCCAUUGAAGAAAAGUACAAUGUACCGGCCAAUAGACUAAGAAUAUAUUUUCAUUAUCAGCCGUCUUAUUAUCAUCUACAUGUUCAUUUCACUGCUUUUACUGUAGAAAACGCAGGUACGCUAGUAGAACGCGCACAUUUGCUGUCUACAGUUAUCAGUAACAUCGAAAUGAUGCCGGACUACUACCAAAAAGCUACUCUAACAUUCCGUGUUUGUAAAUAUGAUGCUUAUAAACCUUAUGAAGAUUAUCUUAAGAAUGGAAAAACCGGGGGUAAAACGAACUCCGACGAAGACGACAGGCCGACAAAGCGCGCAAGAGUGUCCAUUUGAAUCACAAUGCAUUUUUUAAAAUUAUAUUGACAGAAGAAUAAAAAGUUUAGACUUAAAUAAUUUUUUUUUUAACAUACGACUUUGAUGAAAUAAUUAUUUUUGGUGAAAAAAUGUCUAUUUUGAAAAGAAAAAAAAAUAAAUUAAUA